Jatropha curcas is the source of this 600-nucleotide messenger RNA. RefSeq lists its product as uncharacterized. Gene Ontology annotation, cellular component: cytoplasm; nucleus. Lineage: Eukaryota; Viridiplantae; Streptophyta; Magnoliopsida; Malpighiales; Euphorbiaceae. The record is from RefSeq and is a predicted model, not a curated record.
GCACCUAACUCAUCUUCUUUUCUGUUCGCACAAUAUUUUAACGAUAGACUUCUAUUCUUCUCUUCUUCUCCUUCUAUAAAUUCCCUUUUCAUCUUUCCAAGCUUCUGUCUAUCUCUCUUAUAGAUGGCCGAAAUCUCAAGGCAUAGGACCUCCGGCGCCGACCCUCAGCCCAGCCGUCUACAACGGCGGAAACCGGCUCCCUUGCAGAUCAAUCCGCCGACGUCAUCUCGAUGGAACGCUGCAAUCCCUCUUCUAUCUCCGCUUCUCAGUUCACCUGCUGCAAUGGAUUUGAAAUCUCGCGAAGAGCCGCAAUCGCAGCCGCGGAAUCAAGGAACUGAGCCGGAGAAAGCGGCCACUGUAUUCAAGAAGUGGCAACAUCCGGCGGCUCCUUUCUGUUACGAGCCGGCUUCUUUUGCCCCGACGUUUUAUGUGCCUGUAUAGAUAUGGAAGAUUGGGGUAUACAAAAUAAUUAAUUUAGGGUUUUGUUUUUUAGAUCUUCUAACGAUGAAAUGUUAACAAAUUGUAUACAGAGCUGGGUUUUUAUUUUUAUGAUCAUAUACUCAAUUAAUUGCUGACAAUUUUUUGUUUGUCUAUACUUUU